Messenger RNA from Caenorhabditis angaria, 349 nucleotides. The record is from the annotation of a GenBank genome assembly. Lineage: Eukaryota; Metazoa; Nematoda; Chromadorea; Rhabditida; Rhabditidae.
AUGCAAGUUGGGUACACUUUCGCAGUUGUCUUCGCACUUCUCAUCUGUUCAAUCUUCUCGUACAAACUUCCAGUAGAGGUGAGCUCCCUAAUAGAAAAUCCGAUGUAGAGAUUUAUAAUGUUAUCAUUUUUAGUUUGACGAGGAAUACAAUCCGGUGGUUAGCAAGAGACACUUCUACAACAAUAAUAAGUGAGUUUGAUCUAAAACUGACAAAUAUGAGAAAUGAUUUUUCAGACAAUACAAACGUGAAUUCAACGCGGAUGAUUUGACACUUCGAUUUGGCAAACGAUCAGAUGCCAUGGCAUUCUCCCCCGAUCAAUUGUCACUCAGAUUUGGCCGACGAAGAUAA